AGACCUAGGACAUGUUGUCGCAGCAGGAGCUGGACAAUUUGUUGACGAUCUUGAAGGAGCCAAACAAGCCCUUCGAGCAGAUUGCGCAGACAUUCUACAGGAGUUUCACCAAGCCUGACCAGUUCAAAGCUGGCUGUGUCAUUUGCAUGCUCAUCCAGGACAAUCUUUUGACACAGACACAGCGCUUGGUUGGAUUCUACCUUCUCUACGACAUCUACCGGCAGGAAACUGAGGCAACUACGCCUUUCGUUCCUUUGGUGCUGGAGAUGGUGGAGACAACAAAUGACAUGGCUGAAAGAAAGUUCCUGCUGCAGUUCCUGUCGUCCUUACCCAAGGAACUGCCAAAGCAAAGUGUGCAGGGCUUUCUCCAAAGCUGUGAUCCGGCAGAGGAUCCUGUCAUCCCAGACAUGGACGCUCUACGGCGGAUGCAUCAGGAGAGUGCUCCGGUGGUGAAUUCAGCUCAAGCUUUGGGCCUCAGACCAGUGAUAAAUGACAAGUCCGAUGAAGGCUACUGGGUCCCGUCGGAUCCUUCAAGAGAAGACUUUGAUGAUCUUAGUGGAGUUUCUGAUCUUCAGCUCAAGCCUGAGGAGUUGACUCUGCUUUCACUGGAACCAGCUUGGGCAAGACCUGUCCCUCCGCUUUUGGAGGCAACCGUGGAUGAGGUGUUUUGGUUGUCACCUUCGCAGCUGCUCUCGGAGCCUUUGUGGGAUUACACGAUGUGUGCUGAUACCUCACUUGGUGCUGAAGUACGGGAGCUUUUUGCCAAAGCAGUGAAGACACAAUUGCCCGCCGACCAGGCUCAGGUGAUCAUUGAUGGCCUAGGGCAAGAUGUGAAACUUGUCUACCACUGCGGUUUGACUCCGAAAAAGCUCCCUGAAUUAGUCGAGCACAACCCGCAGAUAGCCAUUGAAGUCUUGCUGAAGUUGAUGGGUAGCUCACAGAUCUCCAACUACUUCCAGGCUCUUGUGAACAUGGACAUGAGCCUACACUCCUUGGAGGUUGUGAACAAACUGACCACAGCUGUCGACUUGCCUCAUGAAUUCAUUCACCUCUACAUCUCGAAUUGCAUUUCCUCGUGUGAGAAUAUCAAGGACAAGUACAUGCAGAAUCGCCUGGUGCGGUUAGUGUGCGUAUUCUUGACUUCGCUGAUCAAGCACAAAAUCAUCAAUGUGAAGGAAUUGUUCAUUGAAGUGCAGGCUUUCUGUAUCGAGUUCAGCCGCAUUGGAGAAGCUGCGUCGUUGUUUCGUUUGCUCAAAAAUCUGGAAAGGUGAGGCCACUGUGAGGCGGCCAAAGGUAGCCGAAAACGUCACAGUGGGUUCAGUGUGGGCAUGUGUGGGAUUAAAGACAUUAAAGACAUGGCUGCAGUGGCCCAAAUUUGGUCAU
Cladocopium goreaui is the source of this 1383-nucleotide messenger RNA. The record is from the annotation of a GenBank genome assembly. NCBI's taxonomy places the organism in Eukaryota, Dinophyceae, Suessiales, Symbiodiniaceae.